UAUUACUGUGACAUUAUACCCAACUGUUAUUCGAACUGGUGCAACUCUCGUCCACCAGCUGAUUUUGACAUUUCAAACAGCUGUCAAACUCUCCAAAACAUAAAGCCCUUCCCCAAAAGCGCGUUCUCAUCAAACUAAUCAAAUUAUCACUCUAGAAUGACAAACGUACGUAAAGAAUUUGCGUAAACGAUGUUAAAUAACCUUGGUUAUGGUGCUUGACGAAACGCGUCCUAUAUUACGAUGUUCCGCAGUAGAAGUUGGUUUGGUGGUGGAUGGGGGCGCCCGAAGAAUCCUCACUCUUUGGAGCACCUGAAGUAUCUGUACAAUGUCCUUUCACGCAACCAAACGGUGUCCGAACACAACCGUGGUUUGCUAGUGGAAAGUCUUCGAUCGAUUGCAGAAAUUUUAAUUUGGGGCGACCAAAAUGACUCUUCCGUUUUUGAUUUUUUCUUGGAGAAGAAUAUGUUGUCGUUCUUUUUACGCAUAAUGAGACAACGAAGUGGAGGCUCAAGCUUUGUUUGCGUCCAGUUGCUUCAAACGCUUAAUAUUUUAUUCGAAAACAUUAGGAAUGAAACGUCGCUGUAUUAUUUGUUGUCUAAUAACCAUGUGAAUUCAAUUAUUGUGCAUAAAUUUGACUUCUCAGACGAAGAAGUGAUGGCUUAUUACAUUUCGUUCCUGAAAACGUUGAGCUUGAAGUUGAAUGCUCACACCAUUCAUUUUUUUUAUAAUGAACAUACGAAUGACUUUCCUCUUUAUACUGAGGCGAUAAAAUUUUUUAACCAUCCAGAAUCAAUGGUUAGAAUAGCAGUGCGUACCUUAACUUUAAACGUGUACAAAGUAGAAGAUGCAAGUAUGCUUGCAUUUAUCAGAGACCGAACAGCAGCUCCAUAUUUUUCUAAUAUAGUAUGGUUUAUUGGGAAACAUAUCCAAGAAUUAGAUGCUUGUGUGCGCAAUGAUGCUGACCACCAAUCCCAAAACCGGUUAGCAGACUUGGUAGCCGAGCAUUUGGACCACUUACACUACCUAAACGACAUUGUUUGCUUAAACAUCACUGACCUAAACCACGUGUUGACGGACCACCUACUUCACAAGCUCUUGAUUCCUCUAUACAUAUAUUCCUUGACAACAGUAAGGAAACCAGGAGGAGCCGAAGCACUCACCAAAGCUCUAAAUCAAAAAUUUAGCUUGAAUGAAUCGAACGGAGGUAUCUCGCACGAACUUUCAGCUGGAAAAGUCUCCUGCGUUGUUGCUUUGUUCCUGUUAUCCCAAGUGUGUCUUAUCAUAUCCCAUUCACCCUUAGUGCAAACUCUAGCUUGGAUUAUCCUCAAAACCGAUCGAUCGGUGUUUGACAGAGGAGUUGAUAAGUUGUUGGAAACGUACGAGAUUGAGAUGGGACAAAGUGGGAAAGUCGAUGAAGCCAGUGGGUCUGAACUUAGCUUUAAAGAUGAUGUAGUAGAAGAACAAAAAAAUAUUACAGAUGAAGAGAAGCAGAGAUUGGCUACAACUCCUACAGAGAGUGAUGGCGUGUCAGAUAAGCCGUUCCUGGAGACUGUGUACAACGCGCUUGAUUGUUCUGAGAAUGACUACGCGGCACUUUUUGCUUUGAGCUUGCUCUACGCAAUGGCGUACAAUAAAGGAAUCAUGCCAGAUAUCCUAGAGCAAGUUUUAAAGCCGAAAAAGACGUACACUUCGAAAACUUCAUCGCGCGAUGUGCGUUAUACGUACAACACGCAUCUGGUAGAUAAACUUUUGUACAUAGUACUGCUUUCGUGCCAGCCUUCAUGUCGAGUGAGGUUGGUGACCCUGGAACUAGCUUUAAAAUUGUUAGUGCAAUUAGUAAUGGCGGAUGGAAAGAGCGUUUUAUUAGAAUCCCAUAAAUCAACAAUAGAGUCGGCUAAAACGCAAAGCACAGCCCUUUUGCGAAAUUUUUACAAAAGUGAAGAAAUAUUCUUAGAUAUGUUUGAACACGAAUACUGUGAUAUGUCAAAAAGUUCUUUAAAUGUAGAAUGGCUGUGUAUGGACAGCGCGAUACUGCUACCGCCCACCGGGACGCCUAUGACUGGAAUUGACUUUACGAAACGGCUGCCUUGUGGAGAGGUGGAGAGAGCGCGAAGGGCCAUCAGGGUCUUCUUCUUAGUGAGAAACGUGGUGCUAACUCUCAACGGCGAAAUGGAAACCCAGUUACCUCUUACCAACCCUCAAAGCUGCGUCCAGAUCGAUCAAGCAUUGGACCUGAGUAUAUCUCGUUAUAAUUCCGAUCUUAUUGCGUGUACGGUGCUCUGGAAGGACGGUACAAAGACGAGGAGGUUCCUAGUAAUCGAUGUCCUACAAUUGAUCCUCGUGGAACCCGAUACCAAGAGAUUAGGUUGGGGUGUCGCCAAGUUGGUGGGUUUUCUACAAGACAUUGAAGUGACAGGAGACAAGGACGACUCCAGGUGUCUUCACAUCACGAUCCACAGACCCCUAUCAGGGACUACCACCAAUCGGGUUCCGCUUCUUAGUGCCAAGUUCGUGUUUGAUGACAACAUCAGGUGCAUGGCAGCUAAACAACGACUAACCAAGGGUCGAAUCAAAGCACGCCAGAAGAAAAUGCAGCACAUAGCCCGUCUGCUCGAGAUUCCAGGACAGUCCGGCCCCCCGAGCCCCGCCUUCGUGGGCGGCGGUCUGUACAACCGCCCCACGGGCCGAGGAGUGCGCGACCACCGCCCCUUCGCCCUCUCUCGUGGCCCGGGGUUCGCCACCCCUCGCUGGGAGAGCCCUCCAGGAGUCACCCACCGGACGGACGAGUCGCGCAGACACCGGGACAGCGAUCCCAAGAUCACUGCCAAGAAAGAGGAUCGAACGCCUAAUCGAUCCCGCGACUCCUCGUCGAGUAGGACCAAGUCGCGGGAGGGCUCUCCGCGGAUGCCGCGCCCACGCUCGGAGGAGAUCCCGUUGGAGUUGAUCAAGAAGGCUCCGAAUUCUGUCAUCGACAUGGCGCCGAAGAUCGCGAUCGUUCCGAGGCCACAAGUACGGGAGGAUGAGGAAGCAGCGGCGAAGAAGCCGGAGGUAGAAGCCGACGUAUCGAUUAGUUCUGAAGAGACUUCGUUCAUUGCCAGUGAGAGAAGGAAUUCCAAAAAGGGGGGGAAUGUGGAGACCGUGUAGUAUACGGAGAUGUGAGACGAGAGUUUGUUGAGUUUAGUGUUGUAAUAAUUAAUAAAAAAAUUUCUUUGA
Molecule: messenger RNA, 3213 nt
Organism: Zophobas morio
Lineage: Eukaryota; Metazoa; Arthropoda; Insecta; Coleoptera; Tenebrionidae
Gene: ema
Product: protein CLEC16A homolog
Exons: 9
Coding region: 241-3144 (967 amino acids)
Biological process (GO): endosome to lysosome transport; regulation of autophagosome maturation; endosomal transport
Cellular component (GO): endolysosome membrane; late endosome
Source: RefSeq, a predicted model, not a curated record